AUGGAUGCAACAGCUCCGAGUGGCUCUGUGCAGACAGCUUCGGCCUCAUUGGUACCGAGGGAUUUGGCCGCACUGACGGGUGGCGCUGUCACGUUGGAGCAACACGUGGCGAUUCUGCACGAAUUGCAGAGCUCCGUAGGCCAAAAGGUGGUGAACAAUGCGAUUGCAAAGGUAAUGAAGCUGCCGGCGGAGCACUUGGGGCAGGUCGCACCAAGGGACGGUCGGAAAAAGACGAAGAAGGAGAAGCAGUUGCUGAAACAGCGAAAGAAUGUUACAAACGGCGGUAAGAAUCUGACAGACGUCCAGUUGACGCAGACAGUAGCGAAGAAGAAGCGCGAGUUUGACAUGAGCAACUACACGACGCGUGCCGUGGCGGUCAAGUUCUUGUACCUCGGAGAGAAGUACGCUGGGUUUGCGCGCCAGGACCACAUGCCCGAGACGGUAGAGCGCUACCUUUUGGAAGCGCUGGUUCGCUCAAAGCUCAUCCAGAAUAUUAGCGAUGCUGGCUAUUCGCGGUGUGGACGAACGGAUCGCGGCGUCAGUGCUUUCGGACAAGUCGUGGCACUGCACGUGCGAUCAAACUUACCAGCGACUGCUGAAUUGCUCAGUGCGUCCUCAAUCGAUAAUGUGCGUCCCGGUGAGAGGUUUCAAGUGCGGCUAGCCACGGGAGAAGUUAAAACGCUUACGGAAGUGGACUACGCUUCCCAGAUGAAUCGCGCACUUCCAGCCGAUAUCCGCGUAUACUCUGUGGCGCGUUGUCGCCGAGAGUUCAGUGCUCGAUUCGACUGCAAAGGACGCAUGUAUCGCUACUUUUUCGUGCGACGGGACCUGGACAUUGAAAAGAUGCGCGCAGGUGCGCAGAGCCUUGUAGGAAAGCACGAUUUCCGCAACUUUUGCCGCAUCGAUCACAACUGCCACGUGUAUGAGCGCACUGUUAGCUCGUUUGAGAUCGUGGAGUGGUCUGGACAGCGUGCCGUCGAUCCGCGUCAGCAGAUGUACUGCUGUGAAGUAUUUGGCCGUGCAUUUCUGUGGCAUCAGGUGCGCUGCAUGGUUGAGGUGCUGUUCCUCGUUGGGUCAGGGAAAGAAGAGACGAGUAUCAUUCCAGAGCUGUUAGAUAUUGCGCGAACACCACGAAAACCGCAGUACGACAUGGCUUCGGACUUGCCUCUUGUGCUGCACGACUGCUUCUUUGAUGACCCCGAAAAGGCCGACGAACCUGGUCCACGUUUUGAGUACACUCCGCUCGCGUUGCUUCAGGUACAUGCUCAGCUCACAGAGAUGUGGGAGCAGCGGUGCGUGCAAGCAGCGAUGCUGCGUAGCUAUUUGAACGCGCUCGAGGCAUUUCAGGUCGACGCGACUCGAGUGGUGAACGAUUUGGAUCACUACGCGCCAAAGCUGGAGCAGCUCAUGCGGGAACGUAGCCUCUUGACGCAAAACGGUGGCAAAAUGCAGUGGAAAGACGUGAGUUGUCUGCUACCGGUAGCCAAGAAACGGAAGAUUUUGCCGUUGACGAAACGCGGAACGGGUCAUUCCGUCGACGAGUGCAAACGAAAAGCUCAGGAGCGGAAACGUCGACGCCAAAUAGAAGAGGGAUCGACAACUCAAGGGACGAACGGGGUGCAAGCAGAAGUCAAAGAUGGAGCAAGUGGUCCCAAAGCGUCUGCUGGAACGUCGUGA
Hyaloperonospora brassicae is the source of this 1677-nucleotide messenger RNA. Lineage: Eukaryota; Oomycota; Peronosporomycetes; Peronosporales; Peronosporaceae. The record is from the annotation of a GenBank genome assembly.